Arthroderma uncinatum is the source of this 1371-nucleotide messenger RNA. RefSeq names its product TLC domain-containing protein. Gene Ontology annotation, cellular component: membrane. Gene Ontology annotation, biological process: ceramide biosynthetic process. Lineage: Eukaryota; Fungi; Ascomycota; Eurotiomycetes; Onygenales; Arthrodermataceae. Bases 1 to 1371 code for a protein of 456 amino acids. The record is from RefSeq and is a predicted model, not a curated record. Gene Ontology annotation, molecular function: sphingosine N-acyltransferase activity. The transcript has 4 exons.
AUGGCCAAAGAGACUGUAGCCGUGGCCGGUGGUCGGAGUGAGGACGGCCUUACUAACGUCAAUGCCUGUGUCUCGACCAUCGAGGGAAGCAGAGCGUCGAAGGGCACUUCCUGGCGAGAAUGGGUGGUUGCAAAUCAGAUAGGUGGCUCGCUUUCGAUCCUCGCUGCUAUUCUUGCCGUACAUACCUUCGUACCUUCUCUCAGGGCCUAUACGACUCCGUACCUAGAGCUCCCUCACUACCAUGCCGAGACAGGAAAAUACACUCAGGGGCUGGAUGACGUAUACUUCAUCAUCAGCUCUAUGCUGGGCUUCACUGCUACAAGGGCUAUCGUAAUUGACUGGUUAUUUUACCCUAUCGCUACCCAGCUGGGGUUGAGACACAAACAGGCUGUUCGAUUCGCUGAACAAGGAUGGCUGCUAGUCUAUUAUCUCGCCUUCUGGACAUAUGGAAUGAAUAUUUGGUACAACUCCAGUUACUGGUUCAACUUCCGUGCGAUAUGGGCAGACUGGCCCACCCGCGAGGUCUCCGGCAGCGUUAAGCUAUACUGCCUCCUUCAGCUAUCAUUUUGGGCCCAGCAAAUCUUUGUCAUCCAUAUCGAAGCCAAGCGCAAGGAUCACUCGCAGAUGUUUAUCCAUCAUAUCAUCACCAGCACGCUCCUUGGGUCUGCAUACGUCUACAGCUUCUACAAUGUUGCGAAUGUGGUUCUCUGCUUGAUGGACAUUGUUGAUUAUAUGUUACCGUUUGCCAAAAUGCUGAAAUACCUUGGAUUUGAACGCGCCUGCACAGUCGCCUUUGGUGUCUUCCUUGGCACCUGGGUCAUUGCCCGCCAUUUCAUCUACAUGGGUCUCUGGUGGUCCAUCCACAAGACAGUUCCCGCCGACGUUCCGUUUGGAUGCUACUCUGGCGCUACUGGCAAGCAGAUAUCAACUGGCUCCCCGGAUCUGUUCUUCCACAUCUUCAGCCCCUUCCUGGACCUCAACGGUCCAAUUUGUAUGACCAACACGGUCAAGACGAUUUUCCUUGGAAUGUUGCUACUAUUGCAGGUCCUAUCGCUUAUCUGGCUGGGGAUGAUUAUUAAAGUAGCGCUGGGCGUUAUAUGGGGCGGAUCCUCGGCAGAGGAUACGAGAAGUGACGAUGAAGGAGAAGUAGACGACGCUGAGCCAAAGGAGAAGGCCACCGUCUCUGCAAGAAACACGAACACAUCGACGAGCUCGGAAGGUACCUCCUGGUCUCGAUCCGUCAUGGCCAACGGAUCGAACCAUCAGAGCCAUCCGGUGCGCAUACGAAUGACCCGUGGACGAGUCACGCUGAGUGACCAUAAUGAUCGAAAAACUCUCCUUGGUAGAAUUGGCUGUGACAAGUCAACAUAG